AUGUCAGAACCAUGCUUGACACAGUUCACGGCAACCCGACCUGAACGUCGCCCAGCGCUGAUAGCACGUGGACUGUCCAGGUUAAAUGUUGACAUUGCUGCCCUUAGCGAGACCCGCUUCCCUGGCGAAGGCAGCCUCCAGGAGCAUGGCGCCAGAUACAUACUCUUCUGGUCGGGGAAACCUGCACCAGAGAGGCGUCUUUCAGGCAUCGGUUUCAUGAUCAGCACCUCCAUCGCUGCCAGGUUGGAAAAUCUGCCAACCGGUCAUUCCGACCGCAUCAUGUCUAUGCACCUCCCUCUGAAAAACAACCAGAAGAACAAAGACUGCUUCGAUGAGAACAACCAAAAGAUUCAGAAACUGCUGGCGAAGAAGAGAUCAGCCCACCAUUCCCAUCUGGGUCAGCCAUCAUGUUCUGUGAGGAGGGCUGCCUUCUGUCUCAUUUGCAGCAAGCUUCGAGAGAUCCAAAAUGAGUGGUGGACCAUCAUCGGAGAGAGAAAUCAGCUAUUUACAGAUCUCAGUGACUACAUAGGCUUCUACGAAGCCCUCACGGAAGUGUAUGGCCCGAGUCACCGGGUCCAGAGUCCCUUGCGUAGUGCGGAUGGACGGGUGCUUUUCACAGACAAGGAAUCUAUCCUGAGCCGUUGGUCUGGGUACUUCCAGGCUCUCUUCAGCGCUGACCAUGUCGUACAGGACCCGGGAGUUCUCCGCAUCUCCACCAACAAGGCAAAGCAGAAUUGGAUCAACUACCCUCUGUAG
Acanthosepion pharaonis is the source of this 756-nucleotide messenger RNA. The record is from the annotation of a GenBank genome assembly. Lineage: Eukaryota; Metazoa; Mollusca; Cephalopoda; Sepiida; Sepiidae.